Molecule: messenger RNA, 1296 nt
Organism: Ostreococcus tauri
Lineage: Eukaryota; Viridiplantae; Chlorophyta; Mamiellophyceae; Mamiellales; Bathycoccaceae
Product: Interphotoreceptor retinol-binding
Exons: 1
Coding region: 1-1296 (431 amino acids)
Biological process (GO): proteolysis
Molecular function (GO): serine-type peptidase activity; protein binding; endopeptidase activity
Source: RefSeq, a predicted model, not a curated record
AUGGCGGACGCGCGCGGUCGCGACGGCGACGGCGCGCGUGAGGUGGUGGAAAACACGCGCGCGGCGCACGGGGAGGUGGCGAGCGAGAGCGCGGUGACGGAUGGGGAGAUUUUGGAGGAGGCGUGGGGGUUGGUGAAUGAAAAUUUUUUGCCGGCGCGAAAGUCCGAGUCGGACGGAUUCGAUCGCGCGGCGUGGGAAGCGUUGCGGGCUGAACACGAGGCGAAUCCGCCGAAGAUGAGAGAGGAGGCGUAUGAGAUGAUCCGUUCGAUGCUCGGGACGCUUGGUGAUAAAUUUACGCGCUUCAUCGAGCCGGAGCGAUUCAACUCGAUGUUAAAAUACGACAUCACGGGCGUCGGGUUGAACAUCGCCGAGGACGCGGCGGAUCCAGAGCGUGUGCGCGUGUUAGGAAUGGUGCUCGAUUCGAGCGCCAUGAAGGCGGGCGUGGAGCAAGACGACGAGAUCGUCUCCGUGAACGGCGAACGCGUGCGCGGUUUGAGCGCGUUUCAGGUUUCGUCUCUCAUCCAAGAGGCCGAGGGGAAGACGAUCGAUCUCACGAUCGCGCGCAAGGGGGAGAAUGCGCCGAGAACGCUCUCUCUCGCGCGCGACGGUGGUUUUGAGGCGCCAAAGAGUCCGGUGAGUAUGCGACUCGAAGGCGGACACGUCGGUUACAUUCGUCUGCGCGAGUUCAACUCGCUCGCCGAGCGCGAUAUCGCUCGAGCGAUCGGUGAGCUGAAAAAGCAAGGCGCGGACGCGUACAUAUUAGACUUGCGGGAUAACCCUGGUGGGCUGGUGCAGGCUGGCGUCGAGAUCGCUCGACUGUUCUUACCCUCCGAUUCGACCAUCGCGUACACGGAGGGACGCGUCGUCGCCGGGGGCGUCAAACGCGAUACGGACGUCUCAGCGACAAAGCGAGCGCGAAACGGUUCCGCGGAUGCGGUUCCAACCAAGCUCAAGGCGAUCAAGGCGAACAAAAAUGGUCCCGUGGUGCCCGCCGAUGUUCCGCUCGUAGUUCUCGUGAACAGCCGUAGCGCCUCGGCGAGCGAAAUCUUAACUGGAGCGCUCAAGGAUAACUGCAGGGCCACGGUGGUCGGAAGUCGCACGUACGGCAAGGGUUUGAUUCAAAGCGUCUACGAGCUCAGCGAUCUGAGCGGGAUGGUGCUCACGGUCGGUAAGUACGUCACCCCGUCUCUCGUGGACAUUGACCAGACGGGCAUCACGCCAAACUUUGUCAUGUUCCCGGGAUUCGACGCCGCGGCGAAGGAAAUCGGCGCGUGCAAAGUGCCACCGAAGUAUUGA